Molecule: messenger RNA, 5505 nt
Organism: Hemiscyllium ocellatum (epaulette shark)
Lineage: Eukaryota; Metazoa; Chordata; Chondrichthyes; Orectolobiformes; Hemiscylliidae
Product: zinc finger protein 664-like
Exons: 4
Coding region: 436-1665 (409 amino acids)
Biological process (GO): regulation of transcription by RNA polymerase II
Cellular component (GO): nucleus
Molecular function (GO): DNA-binding transcription factor activity, RNA polymerase II-specific; RNA polymerase II transcription regulatory region sequence-specific DNA binding
Source: RefSeq, a predicted model, not a curated record
GGGAGGAGUUUAGGGCUUUGCAUUGUCCCUGUUGCAAAAAAAUAGAAAGGGGUAAAAAGGAGGAUUGUGUAGGGGGUAGGAUGCCCCUGAGGCCUGCUCUGUAUUUACCUGCCUGCUCAUCCCCUGGUGAUGCAUGUGCACCUCCUUUUUGUUGAUCUUUAUUUGGUUUGCAUGAGCAGCCAGUAGCAGCAGGGGCACCAGGGCAGCCCCAGUGCAUCAGGGAGGCCUCUUGUGGCAAUAUAGAAGUGGGUCCCUGCCUUCCCCUGCCCCAGCAACGAAGACCUUGGAGUGUGGGCAAAGCCAGGAGCAAGGGAAAGAGCCAGGAGCAUUCCCCCCUCCUGCUCCAUGACAUCCAGGACUGGACACAGUACCCCAGAAGAGGCCUCAUCAACGUGACGAUCCAACUCCGACACUUAAAGGUCUGAGCAAUGAAGGAUGCUGCGGACGGAGGACUUGCCGGUGGCCAGUUCUGGAGGGCCGGAGUGCGGUGACCGGAGGGAGCUGGAGAAGCUGUACAUCUGCUCAGGCUGCGGCCUGGCCUUCACUCCAUCGUCAGGGCAACCGGGCCACAAGUGCGCGCGGCCAGAAGCGUACCCGCAGCAGGAAGAGCAGCGCCAUCGCCUCCUGUACCCGGGGCCGGAGGAGGAUGAGGAGGAGGAGGAAGGUGGAGGAGGAGCUGGCUCGGUGCCUGGCCAGCCCUUUGUGUGCGGGGGCUGCGGCCUGGUGUUCUCCCGGCCCACCGAGCGGGAAGCCCACGGCUGCGGCCACCACCUGCAGCGCCCCUGUCACUUUGUCUACCCGUCUCCGCCUCCCCCGCCGCCUCUCCCCCAGCCGCUGCCCCUGCCCCGGAGGCACGGGGUGCCCGGGCCUGGCAAGCUGUACCCUUGCCUGGCCUGCGGCCGGGUCUUCGGCCGCUCGUCCAACCUGGCCCGGCACCGGCGCAGCCACACUGGGGCCCAGCCUUACCAGUGCGGCGACUGCGGCAAGCGGUUCAACUACCCGUCGGAGCUGGAGACCCACCAGCGGGUGCACACCGGCGAGCGGCCCUUCACCUGCGCCGUCUGCGGCAAGGGCUUCACCCAGUCGUCCAACCUGCUGACCCACCAGCGGGUGCACACCGGCGAGCGGCCCUUCACCUGCUCGCUGUGCGGCAAGGGCUUCACCUGCUCCUCCAAGCUGCUGACCCACCACCGGGUGCACACCGACGAGCGGCCCUUCUCCUGCCCGGUCUGCGGCAAGCGCUUCAAGAGCUCCAAGGAGCUGAUGAUGCACCAGCGCAUCCACACCGGCGAGCGGCCCUUCCGCUGCCAGCACUGCGACAAACGCUUCACCCGCUCGUCCGACAUGCUGACCCACCAGCGGGUGCACACCGACCGCCGGCCCUUCUGCUGCCCGGCCUGCGGCAAGCGCUUCAAGAGCUCCAAGGAGCUGAUGCAGCACGAGCGGGUGCACACCGACGAGCGGCCCUUCCUGUGUGGCCUCUGCCCCAAGCGCUUCAUGUACUCCUCCAACCUGCUGAGGCACCAGCGGAUCCACCUGGAGAGGGCCGAGGCCAGGCCCCCACCUCCUCCUCCUCCUCCUCCUCCUCUCCCUGCCGCCCCGGUCCCUCUGCCAGCCCCCCGCUCGCCGCCACACCUCGAUGUUCUGCUACGGCCUGACUGCUGAGGGCGGACACGCGGGACAGGCCGGCUGGAGGGAAGGCACUGACGCUCCCUGCGUGGAAUUGGACACCGAGCAUCGGGGGAAUGAGGAACUUGCUCGUUCACCGCACUCUCCUUGCAAUCCUGGUGCACAGGCCCUCCCCUACACCGGGUUAUGGGGAGAGUAGGGAGCAGGUCAUGGAGAUCCAGAUGUGUAACCACUCCUCCCUCCAGUGAACCAACGUGGAGCACUCACAGAUGGAGCAGAGGAAGAUGCACACGUCGUCGUGCCCCACUCAAAGCCUGUGUCCUCCUGCAUCGGACAGUGAGGGAAUGACAGAUGGAUUCUUCAGAACGUGCCAGUCGAAAAUGAGAAGAUGGUGGAAGCUGUGUACUUGCUCUCUGUCACUCGCAUGUGGCUGUUGCCCUGUCUCUGGAGUAUCCCAAAUGGGCAGACCCGGAGAUUAUGGUCCUGUGAUGGCGUUCCCGUGAGGGUGGGUGGUGUUACUCAGCUGUGAGAGGAGGAGAUAGACGCAAAUGUCCAGUCUGUGGUCACCUCAGUAAGGUGAGGAGAGAGACAGAGAGAGACAGCGUGCCAGAUAGAGUUUCCAAUUCCCCACCUCUCUGUUCCUUCCUGCUGGCUGCGGUCAUGGUUCGAGGUUGGUUUCAGGCAACACUCAGGCCCCUCUCCUUGACAGUCAGAGAGAAAGCCAUGGCUCCUCGCCAUGUGGUUCCCGUGAGUUGGGCAGAGUAACCAAAUCCAGGCCCAGUGCGUUUUCUGGUGAGCUUUCAGAAUGCUUUCCUUUCUCAGUUAACUUCAGUGCUGUAAGGGCCCAAAGGUGGCAGUGUGCACAGUCAGGGAUGGGGAGAGAGGGGAUGAAGUUACGCAAAUCUUCCAGGGUGCCUGGGAUAGGGUUAGGACCAAGCCACAUUUCCCAGGUUUUGUUCAUUCAGUCGCUGCAUACUGGACAUUGGGACAGGGCGAGGAUUGAACUGCCUUCUCUGUUCAGUCCUCGAUCCUGCUCUGCUCCAUUCACUGAUGUGUCACUGCUUCCCAGCCCGCUCCCCCUCCAGUUCCUUCAACAUCUUUGUUACCAAGACAGUUUAAAUGUUGUGUCCACUUCUGGGUGCCUCGUUCUCUUUACGAUGGUGAGUGCUGGCAGGGCUGAAGGCUUUCAGGACUCAGUCCUGCUGAGAGCACAGAGGAUUGAGGGAGAUGUUCAGUCUUUAGUGUUAAAACACAGCUCAGACACAGGCCCUUUGGACCAUCCAUGUGAGACUCUUACACACUGUCCUCUUCAUUGCAACGUAGGUAAGGAAACUAGGAACAGGUGUAAGCCAUACAGCCCUUUGAGCCUGCUCCACUGUCCACUGUGAUCCUCUAUCUCAACACGAAAUUCCUGCUUUCUCUGCAUACCUUUUAAAAUCUAAACAUUUCUCAAUCUCUUUCUUGUAUAUAUUUCGGUGAUCUGGCAUCUGCAGCCUUGUGGGGUGUCCUCUGAAUAAAGAAAUGUUUCCUCAUCUCAGUCCUACCCCAUAUCCUGAAGCUGUGAACUUUAGUUCCCAGACUACCCCCUCCAGAGGAAGCAUCCUCCCUGCAUUCAGUCUGUCUAGCCCCUGUUAGAAUUCUGUACAGGCCCAGACGAACCAACUUCUACUCCUCAGACAGUCCUGCCAUCCCCAGUGCAGAACCUCCACUGCACUUAACUCAGCGGCCAGUAUAUUGUCUGUGAUGUUAUCCAAAUCAAUCUGUUCAGAGAUGAUAAAACACACCUUUCAGGAAUAGCGGGGGGACUUGGAGCUGGGUUUACCUGGUUCUGAAGUAAGGGCAGGACCACUGCACCACCAGAAGCCACCCAGUAUGUAGGGAGACCAAACCUGCACCUGAAAUUCCUGGUGAGGGCUCACCGAGGCUCUGUUUAAUCUGCAGUAAACAUACACAAUAGGUGCAGACAAAGGGCAGUUGGCUCCAUUGAUACAAUCGUGGUUGAUCAUCGAACUCCUUAGCCUGUUCAUGAUUUUGUCCGUGCCCUAUGAUCCCCUUCACCCAAGGCGCUACAUCCAACCCCUUCUAGAAAUCAAGCAAUGCUUUGGCCUUGACUGGUUGGUUGUGAAUUCUGCACACUCCCCACUCUGGGUGAAGACAUCUCUUCUCAGUCCGAAAUGAUUUACCCGCUUUGCUUAAAUUUGACCCCUGGUAUUGGACAUCCCCUGACCCCUUCCCCCAAACCGGGAACGUCCUUCAUGCCUUGUCUUAUUCUGUUGGUAUCUCUCAGGUUUCUAUGCAACUCCAUUCUCUAAACUCCAGUGAAUAUAGUCCUAACCAAUUCAACCUAUCCUCUUUUGUCAGCCCUGUUGUCCCAGAAAUCUGUCUGGGAAAGCAUUCACUGCACUCCCUCUUUAGCAAGAAGUUCUUUCCUUGAAUAAGGAGAGCAAAACUGUAUCCAGUGUUCCAGGUGUGGUUCCACCAAGGCCCCUGUACAAUUGCAGCAAGGCAUCCCUGCUCCUGUGUUAUAAUCCUCUUGCUAUGAAGGCCAAUGUUAGCUUUCCUAAUCACUUGUUGAACCUACUGCCCCCUGCCUCCCUAUCUCCUUUGUGCCUUUAUUAGACUUUGCAUCCAACAUACAUAAUAAUGUUCAGUCGCCAACUGCUUGUGUGAGUGAAUCUUGCAUCCUCGCUGCUCUCCGGGAAAAGACGUUGACCCUGAAUUCCUGAUUGGAAUUAUUAUCUUCCGGAGCAGAUUGUUUGUUUUCCUCAUUCAUUGGAUUUGAACCCUUGUCCUCAGGACAUCAGCUUGGGCCUUUGGAUGACUGGAUGUUCUCACUGCGUCCCCUCGAAAUUCUUCACCCAGUCCAGCCUCUCAUGAGCCUCAUUGUGAUUAAUGGUGGACUCUUAAAUGCCCCCAGAAAGGGUCUGGCAAACUGCCCAGAGCAAUUGUGGAUGUGCAGUAACUUCCAAUGAUCUUCCUGUGAAUUAGGUUUUAGCAACCCUUCCCAACCUGCCACUGGCUCCAAUCUCACUCUAUCCUUUGUCUGCUACAGAGUCCUAGGCCCAUGCACAGAGCCCCAAGCCAGGCCCCUAAUCCCGAUUCAGUACAAGUUCUAACAACCUCUCUGCCUUUCAAUUCCAUGUAGCUGGAAUCGAAGCGGUUGUGCGUAGUUAUCGAAAAUUUCCGAGAGAUUGAAAGCGUCUUGUCACUUUUUCUCUUCCCCACCUUCGCUCCAAUGAGAGUUGUCUUCCAGGCUGUCUUUCUGACCCUCUGCCCAGAGGCCAGUGAGUGGUCCACCGUUGAAGACUUUUGAGAUUGAGAUUGGACCUUCAGGGCCAAUGGGCGUGGGAUGGUGAGCGCGAUCAUACGGACUUUUGUCUCCGGACUUCCCAAUCCUGCUUUAAUCCUUUUUGUUGUGAAUCUACUGCCAUGUGACAAAUGAGAUCGUUAAUGGAAGAAGAUCAAGCCUCCUGCAAUCAUAAAAAUGAAGGAAGGGUGGGAAGAGAGGUCAAGGACUAAAUUAAAAUGGGGAUGUGGAAAGGGGAAGUAACUCCUAACCCCUGAUUGUGAAAGCUGGUGUGAAUUUGGCGAGCGUGAGAUUUCCUGCUAUUGGUGAUUUGUGUAUCUCAAACAUCCCCACCCCACGCCACCCCCACAACCAAAUCUCUCAGUAGAUCCGAUACCAGUUAUUGCCAACUGCAUCUCCUGGGAAUGAUGCACCUAGAUAUUCAGGAGGGCUGUCUUUUACAGAGCUGAAAAUGUAUUGCUGGAAAAGUGCAGCAGGUCAGGCAGCAUCCAAGGAGCAGGAGAAUCGACGUUUCGGGCAUGAGCCCUUCUUCAGAAAUGAGGAAGGUGUGCCAAGCAGGCUAAGAUAAA